This is a messenger RNA of Branchiostoma belcheri (Belcher's lancelet), 730 nucleotides long. RefSeq lists its product as uncharacterized. The transcript is spliced from 2 exons. Bases 10 to 261 code for a protein of 83 amino acids. The record is from RefSeq and is a predicted model, not a curated record. NCBI's taxonomy places the organism in Eukaryota, Metazoa, Chordata, Leptocardii, Amphioxiformes, Branchiostomatidae.
GUUUCAGACAUGAAGACCGCCGUUGUACUCGCUGUGGUGUGCGUGGUUGCAAUGCUCCAGCUGUCCGCCAGGGGCGCUAGCGCAGACGUGCCGUUCAGGAACUUGGAAGAAAGAGCAGGGAGCCUGGCGAACUUCUUCCGCAGCGGGAACCAGCCGGCCCUGAGGUUCGGUCGGGCGGGCGGAGUUGUCGGGAACAUGCCGUCCUUCCGAUUCGGGCGCCGGUCGUACGAUGGAGUCAGCGACGACGACAACCUGGAAUGACAAUCAAAGUACGAACGUCCACGACAAGAUCAAGACAACACCGAAGACCUUUCUUAGCUAGCUAGCUAGCUGGCAUGACAGUGGGCCUGCAAUGAUCUAGCAUAGUACUUAAACUUGUAUGAAACAAAUAUUAAAUGCAUAUCUACGGGUAUUAACGAGGCCCUGUAUGCUUUCAAAGUAACCUAUAUUGCUAAAGCAGUCUACGACAAGCGGCUAAGAUAUAUGCUUCUUAUCAAAUAGCAAAUUAAUAUAUUUCAAUUAUAUCAAUUUUGAGAAACUGAAGAGAAGCGAAGAUUUGAAACGAAGGCGGUGGAGUAAAAGUUUGUGUUCGCAUGUCCACAUUCAAACAAACUCGGGUGCAUUUCAUCAUAUACAUCAUACAUACAUAGCUGUAUGUAGAUAUCAUUAGUAGUUGCCAUUUUAUUCACCACUGGAUAAAUAAGUGAUUUGGAGGUAGCAGUGACACCGU